Messenger RNA from Pleurotus ostreatus (oyster mushroom), 3291 nucleotides. RefSeq lists its product as uncharacterized. Gene Ontology annotation, cellular component: Cdc73/Paf1 complex. The transcript has 15 exons. Gene Ontology annotation, biological process: regulation of DNA-templated transcription. Bases 1 to 3291 code for a protein of 1096 amino acids. Gene Ontology annotation, molecular function: RNA polymerase II complex binding. The record is from RefSeq and is a predicted model, not a curated record. Lineage: Eukaryota; Fungi; Basidiomycota; Agaricomycetes; Agaricales; Pleurotaceae.
AUGGCAGAUGAUGUCCCCCCAGGCCGCUCGGUCGACAUAGAGCUUGGUGGCCAAGAAGUUAUUACGAUCGACCUCGACAAUCUCGAUCCAAAUCCGGAGGACGUUCUCGAGCUGCUGAAAGAGGGCCUGGGGAAGAUAUGGGUGUGGUCCAAGCUCGCUGCAGAGUAUUGGAGAAGAGGUUAUUUGGACGCAGCUGAGCGCAUCGCUCAUGCUGUGGUAGACAAAUUUCAGUCUAGCGGUACAACUUCGAGCCUGCCCCCAAUAUAUAUGUUACUGGCGAACAUACAAAUUGCGCGCGCGCGGGAUGCUCCUAAAGUGCUGCUACUUGAUGCUCGUCAGGACAUCCUCACGAAUGAGAAGACGAAGGAAGCGUAUCAUAAAGAAGCCGCCCUGUUCAUCAACACUGCCGAGAGAUAUAGAAGUGAGAACCAGGACGAGGCUGAGGCGACAAACACGCUGUCUUUCUUGACUCGAGGCGUUCAGCAGCUCGCAACUCGGUCAAUUGACGAUGCCCUUCGAUCUUUUGAAAGCGUUCUCACCCAGCAGCCCAACAACCUGGUUGCACUGCUAGGAAAGGCGAGAAUUUUGUAUGCUCGGCGGCAAUACCCUGCGUCCUUGAAGAUAUUUCAGAAUGUUCUUCAACUAAACCCCAAUUGCAAGCCCGAUCCCCGAAUAGGCAUUGGCCUAUGUCUGUGGGCAAUGGACUACAAGUCUAAAGCCCGAGCUGCCUGGCAUCGAAGUCUUGAACUGCACAACCAGCAGAUUGCAGAAUUGGGCGAAGACGACGGUGAAGGAUGGCCCGCACAACUCCUUCUUGGACUAGAUGGAAUCAACUCCAGUAAAAACGAGCAGCAGCCGGAACAGGAACGAAAACGCUUAUUCGUCACCGGCACCAAGCUUGUUGAGACUGCCUUCCGAACCAACCGUAAAAGCGCUGCCGCUGCAAAUGCCCUUUGUGAAAUUGUCUUGCAAAAGGGUAACCACAAGCAGGCUCUUAAGUUGGCUGAAAGAACUGUGCAGUUUGCGGAUACGUUGACAGUGUUGACCGACGGCUAUCUGCGGGCUGCGAGAGUAUCUCAUGCCCAAGGUUCGCUGCCACUCGCAUUGAAAUAUUACAAAUCUGCGCUAGAUGGUCAGCCCAAGAACAUUGUUGGAUCAGUUGGCCAAGCUCAGCUACAGUUAAAGAAUGAUAACACCGCUGCCGCUAUUCAUACGUUGAAUACGCUUCUGCAAGCUCCGAAUCCCCAAAAGUCAGCCGAGGCCACCAUCAUGCUCGCAUCACUCCUUGCCCACCCUCGUCCAGGUGUCUCCAAAGAUGAGGCUGCGAAUGACCAAAUACGGGCCCGUGAUCUAUUCGACAGCGCUAUGAAAGGCUUCGAAAUAGAGGCAUCCCGCAAUGGCACCAUGACACGGUCCCACCGCAGUCUCGUCGACGAUACACACGUCCACGUCGAAGUAGCCCGACUGUGGCGAAAAGACAAUCUUGACCGUGUGAGCAAAGCGCUGCACGAAGCACUCAGAACGAGUGAACACGCCGCCAAAGGCACUGGCGGCGCCGCUAACGUCGAUCCCCGGUUAUUGAACAACAUUGGGGCGCUGCUGCAUAUUUCCAGCGAUUAUUCUGGCGCGAGGUCGAUGUACGAGAGGGCAUUGACCGCCAGCGCGACUUCGUCCGAAGUUGGCGAAGGUGCUUCCACCUCGAUCCUGUAUAACCUCGCCAGGGUGUACGAGGAUCAAGGCGAAGAAGACAUGGCCAGGGAUGCCUAUGAUAAACUACUAGCAAGGCAUCCUGAAUACGUAGACGCUAAAAUUCGGCAGGCUUACAUGCUAACAAACCUCAAUCGGAACAACGAAGCACUGGACCUUAUCAAGCAAGCCCUGUCGUCCCAAAGUGCCAACCUCGAACUCCGCGCCUUCUACACCUACUUCCUCAUACAGACCAAUCUCCCCAAGGUCGCUCGCGACUUCGUGUAUGCAACGCUGAAAGACCACGAUCGCCACGACGUCUACUCGCUAUGUGCCUCUGGGUGGAUAAUAUACAACCAAGCGCGAGAGAGCAGGGACACCAGCCACCAGGGUGCGGAAGACCGGCGGAAGAACUAUCUAAGAUCGGCCGAGUUCUACGAGAAGGCUCUGCAGAUGGAUCCGAUGUGCGCGUUCGCGGCGCAAGGGCUUGCUAUCGUAACUGCGGAAGAUGCGUUGGGACCGCCGACGCAGAUGUCGGGCGCUGAGGGGGUCAUGUAUCGGAUGAGGAACGCGCGCGAGGCGUUGGAUAUCUUCGCCAAGGUGCGCGAGUCCAUCAACGACGGGAGCGUGUAUCAAAAUAUGGGACAUUGCUACUAUGCCCGCGACGAAUUCGACCGCGCGAUCGAGAGUUACGAAACCGCAUCCGGUCGAUUCUACAAAGGGCAAAACAUAUCUGUGCUUCUUUGUCUCUGUCGUUCGUGGUAUGCCAAAGCGACGAAGGACCAAUCUUUCCCCGCGAUGAGCACAGCGCUACGUUACGCUCAACAGGCCCUCCAUCUUCAACCAAGCGACAAAGUCAUUCUCUACAACAUUGCUAUGAUACAGCAGAAGACUGCCGAACUCCUCUUUACCAUACCGCCGGCGAAGCGAACCCUCAAGGAUCUCAAGUGGGCAAUCGACCAAGCUGGGCAUGCGCAGAAGUUGUUCGCUUCGCUCUAUGCCGACCCAGCCCCCGUCGUGCCCUACAACCGCGACAUCGCCGACCAGCGGCGCAAAUACGGCGAGAGUCUGCUUCGCAAAGGCGGCGACCAGCUCGCCGCGCAAACGGACCACGAGUCGGAGACGCAGGCGAAGCUCGAUGCGGCGCGUACGAAGCGCCAGGAAGAGAAGGAACGGCAGGAGGCGAUCGAGCGUGUGCGUCUUGAGGAGAUACGGAGGGAGGCGGAGAAGCUGGCGGAGGAACGGCGCAUCGCUCGGGAGACGGCGCAAGAAUGGACGCGGGAGGUACGCAUGGAGAGCGACGAGGAGCGGGAGCGGAAGGCGAAGAAGCCACGCAAAGCCAAGGCGGAAGCGGGUGCAGGUGGCAGCGGGGACGAAGCGGGCGAGCCAAAGAAGAAGCGGCGCGGUAAGCUCAAGAAGGCGGCGGACGGGGAGGAGGAGCAAGCGGUGUUCAGCGACGAGGAGGAGAAUACCGAUCGACCGGUGAAAAAGCGGGGCUCCAAGAAGAGAGUCGUCAGGGACGACGAGGAUGAGGCUGCGAAUCCUCGCAAAAAGCAAUUUAAAAGCAAGGAAGUCCUUUCCGACACCGACGAAGAGAUGGCAUGA